Messenger RNA from Phytophthora infestans T30-4, 729 nucleotides. RefSeq lists its product as uncharacterized. The record is from RefSeq and is a predicted model, not a curated record. NCBI's taxonomy places the organism in Eukaryota, Oomycota, Peronosporomycetes, Peronosporales, Peronosporaceae. The transcript is spliced from 8 exons. The coding region runs from base 1 to 729 and encodes 242 amino acids.
AUGGGUCGUGGUCCCACAAUCCAAGGCAAGAAGAACGCCACCGAUGCGAAGCGCACAGCCACUAACGCCAAAUUAGCGCGGGAGAUUAUGGUCAUUUCCAACUUGGUGGGAGGCGAUGCGAACAACGUGCGUCUUGUGGCAGCAGUGAACAAGGCCAAGGCGGCGAAUAUGCCCAAGGACAAGAUCGAGGCGGCGAUCAAGCGUGGCGUCGAAGGCAAAGACGGAAGCAAUGCGGAGACUGUACUGUACGAAGCCACGGGUCCAGCUGGAAGCGCACUGAUGAUUGAGACGCUAACGGACAACAAGCGCCGAACAGCUCCCGCGCUGCGUCACAUUCUGGGCAAAAACAGCGGCGCUCUGGGCACAAACGGUUCAGUCGCCUGGAUGUUCGAACGCAAGGGCUACCUCGAGAUCGAACUCCCAUCGGGCGAUGGAGACAAGCCCGAGAUGGACGAAGACACGCUCAUGGAGAUCGCGCUCGAGGCUGGUGCUGACGAUGUGGAGAUGCGUGAGGGUCUGGCACAAGUUACGUGUGAUCCCAGUGAGCUGGCUGCCGUACGCAAAGGCUUUACUGAGGCUGGACUGGAGCCAGCGAUCUCCGAGCUUAUCUACAACCCGAAGGAGUUCCUAGAUUUAGAGGGAGAGCAGCGUGAUACCUUCGACAAACUCAUUGACGCUCUCAACGAAGACGAAGACGUCAACCAGAUCCACCACAACGUCAACGAGUAA